Bufo bufo (common toad) is the source of this 1345-nucleotide messenger RNA. Its product is annotated as unconventional myosin-XV-like. The record is from RefSeq and is a predicted model, not a curated record. Gene Ontology annotation, cellular component: cytoskeleton. NCBI's taxonomy places the organism in Eukaryota, Metazoa, Chordata, Amphibia, Anura, Bufonidae. The transcript has 6 exons. The coding region runs from base 223 to 972 and encodes 249 amino acids.
UACGGCUACGGCCGGGCAACAGCCAUGUGCAUGAGGCCUGACUCUUCUGGGCCGCAUUGUAAACCAGUCACCUGAUUUUAGUAGUGAAGCGGGAUGUCCGAGUUCUGUGGAGUCUCCAUCAUAUAGAUUCUGGUAAAUGCUUCUGUCCUUCAUUGACUCGUUUCAGGUCAAAACGUGAGGCCCAUUAACAGGAAAGAGUACAUCCUGGACGUGUCUGCAGAGAUGGAGCAGAUUGACACCAACUACAUGUUUUGGUUCAGACGCGUCAUCUGGGCGCAACCACUCAAGUUUGAGAACGAGUUAUAUGUGACCAUGCACUACAACCAGGUGUUGCCGGAUUAUUUGAAGGGACUAUUUAAUGUCUUUUCUCAUGCUAAACCCACUGAGCAGCAGUUUCAGCAGAUCUCGAGACUGGCAGCUCUGCAGCAUCGUGCCAAGGACAGCGUCUACCUGCCUACUGCUCGGGAGGUGCAGGACUACAUCCCCAGUCAGUACUACAAGGUGGUAAAGCCUCAGUCUUGGCUGAACAUGGUGAUGCAGCAUAUGCAACAGAUCCAGCCCCUCAGCCCUCACCAGGGGAGGGCGCAGUUCUUAGGCCUGGUCAGUGCAUUCCCCAUGUUUGGCUCAUCCUUCUUCUACAUCCAGAGCUGCAGCAACAACAUGGUCAUCUCUCCGUGUAUCCUGGCCAUCAAUCAGAAUGGACUGAACUUCCUCAACAAAGAGACCCACGAGCUGAUGGUGACGUUCCCCAUGAAGGACAUCCAGAGCACUAGGACCCAGCGCCCUGCGCCAGGAUUCAGCUACCCUUAUGUUGACAUCAUGCUGGGCGAUAUGAUGUCACAGCGGGUAACACAACUGCAGCUGGAGCAGGGUUUGGAGUUGUGCAGGGUGGUCGCUGUUCACAUGGAAAACCUCCUUCUGAGUCGCGAUAAGCGGCUUACGCUCCCUCCCAGCGAGAUCACUCUGCUCUGAUGGCCGGAACGGUUUCACUCUGCACUUUAAAACGUGGAAGAUUUGUGUACGUGUAUGAACCUCACGCAUGGUGCUAGAUGUAAUCACAGCAAGGCUAUGAUCAGUAUAGGGGCACCCGCUAUGGGGCCCAUAGAUAGAAGGGCCCCAGUUCAGGUUGGUUCCAUGCCCUAUGGAUGAUUUUAUAGGCACCACCAUGUUAGGUUGUGAUCACUGGAGAUGAUGGGGAUCCCACCUUUAUUGAGUUCAAUGAUAAAAUUCUGUCUCCCUGCAGCCACCACUAGAGGGCGCUCACUACAUCCUGAUUAAAAAGGGUUUUCCCAGGAUUUUUUUAAAAAUCAUUAUCUGAUUGGUGGGGGUCCGACACCCAGGACCU